AUGAUCAUGUUAGCAAUAACAACAACAACAACAACAACAACAACAACAACAACAGCAACAAUGAGUAGAUUUAUAUUAAGAGAAUUUUCAAAAGAAAAGGAUGAUUUAAAAGUUAUUUCAUCAAUUCCACGUUUACCAAACACCCACAACAACAAUAAUAAUAAUAAUGGAGUGUUGGAGGGAAUGUCACAUCCAAUCGAUUUUAAUAUUAGACCAACAUUGACAAGAAAUAAUAAAAUUGUAGUGGCAGAGGAUGUACAUCAACAACAAACAAUUGGUGCAUACGCUUGCAAUAUUAAAGAUAUGAUUAUAUGUGGUGAAAAAAAAACAGUCUACUAUGUCUUUGAUGUCAACGUUCAUCCAGAAUAUCGUGGUCACUCCAUUUCUAGUAUGUUUUUUAGAGAUAUUCACCAAGCUGUCAAAGAUCGUCAAUCUUCCAUCAUCGUUGCAUCGACAUCCAAAUCCAAUACACCAAUUAAAAAGGCAACUGCCAAUGUAGAGAUGCAACCACAAUAUGACCAGUACCAAAUGGCUUGGAGAUUGGAUCAACCUGUCAUUGUCGAUGUCAUUCCACACAAGAUGAAGAAGAAGGAUGUAGUAGUUGAAUUUACAAAAUGGGAUAAUGCAUUCAAGCAAUACAACUUUAUUCCCUCCAACUUUUCAGAUAUCCUUGUUGACAAUGAAAAGUACCAUGAAUCUACUUUUAUGGCCACUAUCAAACGUGAUGAAGAUAGUCAAUGUUACGAAGCAUCUAUAUCAGUUUGGAAUCAAGAUCUAAUCUUUACACUAAAGAAUAAUCAGAAUGAGGAGACACAAAAGCAUCGUCAACUCUAUUGUUGUUAUUCUUUAGGUAAAGAUCAACAAGUUAGAGACCAACUAUUUAGAUAUCUAUUGCAACGAGUACACAAUGAAUUGUAUUCCAAAGGUAUCAAUUAUGUAUUUGCAGGCUUCUCAAUGACCGAUCCAAUUAGACACCACUUUCCACUAGUAUCUGGUAUCAAGACGUUAGAGUUUACAUCUGUAGCUAGAUUCUCUUCUGUUGGUGAACACAAUCAAUUCAGAUUGCAAUCAUCCUAUCCUAUUUGGAAUGAUCCUCGUGAUUAUGGAAUAUUAAUGUUAUAUCCGGAUGAACAAUAA
Messenger RNA from Cavenderia fasciculata, 1137 nucleotides. RefSeq lists its product as uncharacterized. Lineage: Eukaryota; Evosea; Eumycetozoa; Acytosteliales; Cavenderiaceae. Bases 1 to 1137 code for a protein of 378 amino acids. The transcript is spliced from 2 exons. The record is from RefSeq and is a predicted model, not a curated record.